Molecule: messenger RNA, 513 nt
Organism: Aegilops tauschii subsp. strangulata
Lineage: Eukaryota; Viridiplantae; Streptophyta; Magnoliopsida; Poales; Poaceae
Source: RefSeq, a predicted model, not a curated record
AUGAAUAGUGCACCCGAAUGUCAAGUUUUCAGGACUUGGAGAAAAAACGAGGUCGACCUUGUCUUCCAGAUCCAGAUCUGGGCGGCGGGAGUUCACCGGAGUUGGGGCUGCGCGAGGACCGGAGAAGAAGAGGAAGGCGCCGACGGGGUCGGGGAUGGCGGGGCCGGGUCGGUCUUGGCCGGAUCCGGUGGCGGGGUCGACGGGGAGGAGCGCGGCGCCGGGGCCAGCGGCUCGCGCUCCGGCGAGGUGCCGGCCGGCGGCGGCGCAGAGGGAGCCGGGUGGCGGAGGACACCGGCGGCGGGGCGGAGCUUCUCCGGCGGCGGCGCUCGGUGGCCGGCGACGGGGUCGAAGGGAGGUGCGGGGCGGCGCGCGCUCGGGCUGAGCCGUGGGUGGCUGGCGGCGGCGAACGGGCCCGCGCAGGGCUCGGCGGGCCUCGGUGGCCGCGGGCGCGAGGGGGGAGGCACGGGCGACGACGUGGCGGCGGCUGGUUCGACAGGGGCGGAGGCACGAUGA